AUGAAAAUCGACAACGGUUUACAUUAUAGAGCGGAAAAUUGCAAUGGUGACGUGAUACAGCGAACCAUCACUCCCACGAUCUGUGAGGAUGGCGCUUGUCGUUGCGACUCCUUCACAAGGGUCAUAUGUAGCUGUACUAAGGAAUCAGAAGAGGUGACUCUACGGCCGGACGGCGCGUACAGAAUGCCUACGAUGGCUACUGGCAUCAGAAUCGAGGGGUGCGGCAGCGUCACUUUCCUGCCUGACACAGUACGAAAUCUCAUGCAGUUACGAACAAUAGAACUAAGAAACAUCGGCCACAUAGUGAUAAGUGAAAGAGCUUUGAAUUGGUCCCCAUUUAGCAGAGACAGUGAGAUGAAUCCAGGCAUUAGAAUAACUAUACAAAAUAGUACAGUGAGUGAAAUAGCGUCCCACGCCAUACAGGGGAGAAUUAAUGAUGUGUUAAUUAAGGAUAGCCGAAUAAACGUUCUUCGGCCUUUCGCGUUUUCUAGUCUCACCGGUGUUAAAAGUGUCGAGCUAACGAAUAAUGUGUUCGAGACUAUAGACAUCCAAACAUUUAAAAAGUUCACCACCGCCAACUUUAUGGUGAGAGGUGGAACCAUAAAAACUUUACCGAGUAGAUUUUUAUCAGACGUAGAAGUUACUAAUUUAUUUCGCUUAGACGGGGUAAACAUAAAUCAUAUGUCUAGUUUGACGUUUCUUGUCACCUCACCAAAGAGAAUAUUGAUAGAAAAUAAUGUGAUACAAACAGUGGAGGGCGAUGCAUUUCAUAUGGUUUCGAGGGGCCCAAUAACCUUUAGAAAUAACAGCGUUUCAAAAUUAAAUAAAGGAGCUUUCUACGGUUUUAGUGUUCAUAGAGAAACAUUUUCAGUGAUGGGACGCCAGGAGCUAUUAGUAGAUAACAAUACUAUAACAAACUUAACGCCAUUGUCUCUGAUGUACAAUCAGACGGCGCUUUCAUUACGCGUUGAUGGACUAAACUUGAACACGGUGUGUAGUUGUGAACUCGCUGAAGAAUGGCGAGAGAUGUACAACGAACAAGGCGGAAUCAUCAACUGCUGGUACGACCUCGAAGGAUAUUACAUUUCCUUACCAACUUUCGUGAGCAUCCGCUGCGGUUCUUUCAAGAAAACCUUCUGGAUAUUUGUCGUAGUGGGAGUCUUGCUUGUCCUAAUAACCGCCGGGAUUGCAAUAUUCUUUAUUGUAAGAAGAGAGAACGAAAAGAAAAAGAAGUUACAGAUAGUUCUACCGGACGGUAAGACGUACAAAGAAACAGAGUUUCACAUUAUCGUAGAGAGAGCUGAGUUACUAACGACGGAUCUAUAA
Leptosia nina is the source of this 1326-nucleotide messenger RNA. NCBI's taxonomy places the organism in Eukaryota, Metazoa, Arthropoda, Insecta, Lepidoptera, Pieridae. The record is from the annotation of a GenBank genome assembly.